AUGCGUUGGCUGGCCUUUUCUGGUCUCAUGGCCGCCGUCGAGGCGAUUCCCCAGGCUGGGGGCGGCUACUCUACAACCAUGCUGCGUUUCGGCUGCUCGCAAGUUUCCAUUGACCGGAUCGACCCUCUCGUCGACCCUGGUUUGAUCCCUUCGCCCCAUGUCCAUCAGAUUGUCGGAGGAAACGCCUUCAAUGCCACCAUGCCGUACGAAGACAUCUCCAAGCUGGCCAGCUGCACGACGUGCACCUUCGACCAAGAUUUCUCAAACUACUGGACUGCCAACGUUUACUUCCGCGCGCGCAACGGCAGCUACCACCGCGUGCCGCAGAUGGCCAACGAGGUCAUCGGGCCGGCCAACGGCGGCAUAACCGUCUACUACACGGCCCCGGGCCCCAAGACGGUGACGGCCUUCAAGCCGGGCUUCCGCAUGUUCUCGGGCGACAACAACAGGCGCGUGUCGGCGGGCCAGGGCAAGAACAUGCAGAGCUGCUUUCGCUGCUACACCGGGCCCAACUUUGGCGGCAACAUCUACUCCCCCUGCAUGGACCCGGUCCGGGACACCGAGGGCUUCCCCAAGCAGCCCUGCCCGGGCGGUAUCCGGUCGAGCGUCAUCUUCCCCAUCUGCUGGGACGGCAAGAACCUCGACAGCCCCAACCACAAGGACCACCUGUCCCACCCCGUCGGCGGGCCGGCCUCCUUCGCCCUCGUGGGCGCGGCCUGCCCAGCCAGCCACCCGGUCAAGAUCCCGCAGGUCCACUACGAGAUUGUGUGGGACACGUCCAAGUUCAACGACCUGUCCACCUGGCCCGAGGGUGGCGGGCAGCCCUUUGUGUUGAGCAACGGGGACACAACCGGUUUCGGCCAGCACGGCGACUACGUCUUCGGAUGGAAGGACGACACGCUGCAGCACGCCAUGGACAACCGCUGCUUUGGCCCGCGGUGCACCGGCCUGACGACCCAGGCCUUCCCCGGGGCUGCCAACGACUGCAAGGUCGACUCGACGGUGCCCGAAGAGGUCGAAGGAUGGCUCGACCACCUUCCUGGCCAAAUGCCAAUGCCGGCUUGA
Molecule: messenger RNA, 1065 nt
Organism: Gaeumannomyces tritici R3-111a-1
Lineage: Eukaryota; Fungi; Ascomycota; Sordariomycetes; Magnaporthales; Magnaporthaceae
Exons: 5
Coding region: 1-1065 (354 amino acids)
Source: RefSeq, a predicted model, not a curated record